Molecule: messenger RNA, 2049 nt
Organism: Punctularia strigosozonata HHB-11173 SS5
Lineage: Eukaryota; Fungi; Basidiomycota; Agaricomycetes; Corticiales; Punctulariaceae
Product: cytoplasmic dynein intermediate chain
Exons: 10
Coding region: 1-2049 (682 amino acids)
Biological process (GO): transport along microtubule
Cellular component (GO): cytoplasmic dynein complex
Molecular function (GO): dynein light chain binding; dynein heavy chain binding
Source: RefSeq, a predicted model, not a curated record
AUGGCAGACUCACGACGUCGCGCCGAGAUCGAAGCGAAGCGCGAAAGGCUCGCUGAGCUGCGUCGAGCCCGCGAACAACGGCAACGAGCAGAGCAGGAACGUCGUCAGUCAGAGCAUGCGUCCAGCUCGUCAGCCCCUCGUCGAGAUGUCGAUGACCUCGUGAAUGCAUUAAUCGGCCAACCUCGUCACGCCUCGGACGGAGAUAUGACGCCAGGGUCGAUACCUGGUACACCCCAACUUCGCGACCUCAAUGUUGGUGGUGACGCCCUGGGACUUAUGGGAACGCCCACAAGACUCGGAAGCGGAAGGAGAAGCAGACAGAGCGACUUUGGAAGUGCCAUCAGUACGAACGGGAGGAUGAGCCCCGGCACCACCCUAGCGGGCACCACAAGCGGGACCGACAACUUAAUGGAAAGGGCAAUGAUGCCGAGAUUCGUCCCGGAUCUCAUUGACAUCGAGCAAGAGCUAUUUGAGCUUCCUCAGAAGGAGAAAGUUAUGUACAAUAAAGAGAUUCAAACAGCAUCUGUGGAAACAGACGUUACACCCGACGAAGACUCCUCCCAGCGGGUACUACGUGAGCAGGAGCAAGAUCUCGAGGCAGAGCGUGCAGCCCAACGAGACAGAGAGCUCGAAGAGGAGUCGGUACAACUGGACAGGGAGAUCGAACAAGAACUGCGUGAGCUGACUGAGGAGGAGAAGGCCUCCAUCCUCAGCGCCCCUGAAUUCCUUGACUUCGUUGAGCAGUCGUCCAAGAUCGUGCAACGGGCGCUAAACGACAAUUACGAUUAUAUUCGUGACUACACCACUGGCACUGAGACCGGAGGAGACGAUACUGAGGGCAAGCGCGUUAAACGUAUCUGUGCAUUCCACGACGAGCGAGUAUUGAAGAACCGUUCAAUCACGGACGUGGAUUGGUCGCCACGAUAUCCCGAAUUGAGCGUAGCAUCGUACAAUAAGAACCCUGCUGCGUUGAACGAACCCGAUGGCAUAGCUGCUGUAUGGAACCUGCAUUUACUCGAGCGACCCGAAUUUGUCUUCCACUCUCAGUCCGAUGUCCUCUCUGUCACCUUCUCCCCUUUCCAUUCAAACCUGGUCUUUGGUGGAACAUACUCGGGGCAGAUAUUGCUUUGGGACACACGAUCUAAGCAUCUCCCUGUCCUCAAAACGCCAUUAUCAGCUGCGGGGCAUACGCAUCCAGUGUAUGCGAUGCAGAUGGUGGGCACGCAGAACGCGCACAACCUGAUCACCAGCAGCACCGAUGGCACUGUAUGCAGCUGGCUGGUGGACAUGCUGGCACAACCCCAGGAAACUCUUGAACUGGUACAUAGCGGGCACAAUAAGACGAACGAAGUUUCCAUCACGUCCCUCGUCUUUCCAGACACCGAGACGACUACCUUCUUCGUUGGCACUGAGGAAGGCAACAUCUACCAGGCCAACCGCUACGACCGCGCUGGCUCAAAGGCUGGCCUCAACGCGCACGACAUCUACCGCGCGCACUCCGGACCGAUCACCGGUCUUUCCUUCCACCCCAGCGCCGGGCCGGUCGACUUCGGCGACCUGAUGCUAAGCUGCAGCGUGGACUGGACGUGCAAGCUGUGGCGAACGCGGGGUACGGGCGCGAACUUGGGCAGCGGCGGCGCGAAGGGGGCGAACCAAGCGCCGACCAACGUUGCGCCGGUGUACUCAUUCGAGGAGGCAGACGACUACGUCUACGACGUAAAGUGGCAUCCUACGCAUCCUGCGCUCUUCGGUUCCGUGGACGGGUCAGGCAGGUUCGACUUGUGGAACCUCAAUGCUGACACCGAGGUUCCCAUCGUAUCCACUCCGGUGGGCAACGAGCGCGCGCUCAACAAGCUCGAAUGGGACCGCAAGGACGGCAGGCGCGCGGCGCUGGGCGGAAGCGACGGCAAACUGUACAUCUACGACAUCGGCGACCUCGCGAUCCCGCGCGAGAGCGAGUGGACGGAUUUGCAGAAGUGCAUUGCGAACAUGAGCGGAAGCGCGCAGGGAACCGCGAACGGGCUUGGAGACUCGGUCUUGGGGCGUUGA